Lemur catta (Ring-tailed lemur) is the source of this 5088-nucleotide messenger RNA. RefSeq lists its product as uncharacterized. NCBI's taxonomy places the organism in Eukaryota, Metazoa, Chordata, Mammalia, Primates, Lemuridae. The record is from RefSeq and is a predicted model, not a curated record. The coding region runs from base 2485 to 3309 and encodes 274 amino acids. The transcript has 2 exons.
CUGGCCAACUCAGGGCACUGCCUGGAGGGCACCUGCCUGGCCGAGCCCAGGACUGGGCGCGCAAGGCUCCGCCUGGUGAGCAAGAGGUGGCUUUGGGGCUCCACCCCGUGUGGCUUGGGCCCUGACCGUCACCUCUUGGCAGCUGCCCUCCGUGAGCUCUGGCCACGUCUCCCUCAAGGGACACUGGCUGCCUGUCCUUACUCGAGUGGUUUCAUGGGAUUCCUGUGGCUGGUGGCAGGCAAUCAGGGCUGGAAGUCCCCAGGCCUCUGACUGCUCACGAGGAGGGAGGGUGGGCAGUUCGGUGCCCCAGAGGGUGGCCGGUUUGGGGUCACUGUGCCCGAGUGGGAGUCCAGAUGCCCGGAGAGUGAGCUGGGUGGGUCCCACCAAGGGGGCAGUUCCACGCCGGGGCCAGUGAACCCGUGGGUGCCAUGGGACACCAGCCUCAGGGCUUUUCGAGAGAAGCUGGAAAUCUGGGUUUUCAGGGCAAGGUUUGGGGAUGGUGCUGAGCCCACCCUUGGCUGCCACUGAGCCACCCACAGAGCCCAGGGCAUGGCUGUCCUGCGGGGCAUGUGUCACCCAGGAGGGCGUUCUCUGCCACCCCACCUGUGGGUUCUGCUCUGUGGGGGCUGCCCACUUGCUCUUGGUGACAUGAGCCCCUCUGCCCCAGGAUUGCGAGGCGGUCCCAAGGUAUUUUCACUGGGCUACACCCUGUCCCCUUGCAGCAGUGGGUCCCAGGCCGGACGAGUGCCAGCUCUCUGUCCCAAAUUUCAUGGGGGUGGAGGGCCUGCUUCAGGGCAGUGCAGGCGGCCAGGCCUCGGUGCAGCCUCCAUGCCCUGGGCCUCUCCAUUCCCUCUACUGCAGCCCAGCCGGGCCUCCCUGGGAGAGGCCGGUCCCCUGUGGCAUCUCGUGGUGGGGCCCCAACCCGAGCAGCUAUCCACGGCGCCCUGCCCCUCGUGGCCACAUUCCAGGUGGGAGCCCAGGACGUGCCAGCAACUGUCCCUGCAGCAGCACAAGCUUCCUCCUGACCCCAGUGAGGUGGAGGCACAGCCCAGGGUGCCCUUGUGCCCUGCGCGACCUGGAAGAGGAGUGAGCAUCAGCCUCUUCCUUCACACAGAUUCCCCCACUGGACGUGGCGAGGUGCCGCCCUGACCCCCUGGCAGGCCUAGCUUGCCGGCCCCCCGUCCUGUCGAGGGGCUGGUGGCAGCCCGGCCACCAGCAAGGAGCAGAGCCCAGCGUCAGCCUGCCCCGUAGACCCAGACCAUAACAAGCAAGUCAGGAUUAGGUGACAGCCUGUGGCAGAGCUGCGGUCCCGCCUGAGGUCUGGAGGGACUUGGAGGAGGAGGAGAGGCUGUGGGGGGUCACAUGGGGGCUCAGAGGAGUGCCUGUGUUGGGGAGAGGGAGGGCAGGGGUGGGAAGACAGGCAGAAGGGACAGGCCACAACAGGCAGCAGCUUCCAGGGGUGCCGGGAGACCUCUGGCCACAGGACUUCCCAGGAAGCCGGCCAGGCCUGCGGAGAAACGCGGCACAGUGGGAGAGGGGCCCCUCCCUUCCAGAGGCUCCAGGACAUCUAGGCUGGGACACGCACUCCAAGGUACAGGCAGCGUGCAAAGCUGACGAGCACGGGCUGGGAUGGGGGUGUCCUGGACCGGAUAGGGGCACCCAGCCCCCAGGUGGACCAGUGGUCGGCUGGCUCCUGCGCAGAGCUCCUACUCAUGACGGGAUGGCAGUUGGGCCCAAACCCAGACCCCAACAGUGGCUGGCUCAGCCACCAAAUCCUUUGAGCCUCAGUUUCCUCAUAUGUGAAGUCUUGAGGUGUGGCCUCUGGGUCUCUUCCAGCCCUAUGAGUCCACUUCUGUUGCCAACCCGUGAACGGCACCUAGAGAGUACUUGACUGGUAAUGGUCUCUCAGGGACUCAGUUUUACACACUUGGUCCCUGUCAUGCUGCUAGAACAGAACACCCGAGACUGGGUAGUUCAUGGCCAGCACAAGUCCAUCGGCUCACGGGGCUGGGGGUUGGAGAGCUCAGCGCCCGGUGCCGGCGCCUGCGGCCCCUCCUGCCGCAUCCUGUGGUGGAGGCGAGAGGGAGGGGCCGGGCCGCCGUCCCGGUGGCACCAGGCCCACCUGUGCAGGUGGGGCCCUCCUGCCUCCUCACCUCCCAAAGGUCCCACCUCUUUGUACUGUCACAAAGGCAAUUUCCACAUGAGUUUUGGAGGGAGGAACACUUGAACUGUAGCAAAAACCAUGGAAGAAACAACCUCAUGGGGUAAGGCCAGAGCCGCAGUCAAAGUAAGGAGCCGUCCUGUCAGGGAGGGGACACUGCAAGCCUGGCCCUGCCAGGCUGCGGGACCGACCUGUCAGACUCCCACAGCAGCAUCCGGCCACCACACUGCAGGUGGCCACUUGACAGAGUCACCUGACUUUAUUUUUAAUGAUCACACAGGAAAACAAGUUUCAUCUCACUGUACAGUUCUGUGGAUUUUAGCAUGUGCUGCUGUAACCACUGGCAGUCAAGAAGCAGAACUUUCCAUCAGCCCCAAACUGCCUCUUGCUGGCCCUUGAGGGCCGCCCUGCCCCGGGUCUGGGGACUACAGGUCACCCCACCCUGUGUUUCUUUGAGAAUGCUGCUUUCGGGGCCUGGCAUCUUCCACUCCACGCAAUGCCUGGGGGAGUCCCUGAGUUGUCACGUGUGUCAAAAAGUUUGCCCUUUUUUCCUGUUGAGUGAUGUCCCCACAGGGAUGUCCUGCUGGCUUGGAGCCCGUCGGGCGGUUUCCAGUUUCGCUGUGUGGCCGGAACUGUCAGCUGCUGUGGUCGUGGGCUCCGGGGCGAUGCCCAGCUUCUUCCCAAACCACCCUGCGGCCGGACCCAGGGCUCUGCGUCCAUGGGCAGGCGGGACUCCCCACCGGGGCUCUGGGCACACCCUAAAGAGGCUCUGGAGAGGGGUCCCCCCGCGUGUCCACAGUCCCUAUUCCACGCAGGAGCUUCUCUCUGAAGACCAGGAACAGGCUCAGAGAAGGUCAGGCAGAGUCCAGGAUUCCAGCUUCGUCCUCCAAGCCCCUGCGCGCCACCUGCCCGCCACCCAGAUCCAGGGACCACCAGGACCGCCACCCCUGUGCCCCGUCCCUGGCGCCACCCACCUGCUCCCUGUGGCCUAUCCCCGCAGGGCCUUCACAGAGCUCCAAGACGCUGCCCCCCCCACCAGCCACCACUCUCUGGCUGUCCACCAGGUGGCAGUGAAGGUCACCCAAUGUCGAGCACGCACCCACCCUGGUGCCCACCUCACAGUACCCCUGCCUUGUCCAGAGCGGUGAGCGGUGGGGGCCGCGCAGCUGUGGGCCACUGCUCCGCAGGGAAGAGCUCAUCACACGCCCAGGGGCUUCCAGCCAAGUCCACACGGCCAGGCUCACAGUGUGCGGGCAGCUCCCCUCUGGCCUCAGGACUCUCCUCCGGCAACUGACACCUUUCCGGGACCCUGCUCUGCUGGAAUCACCAGCUGGACCUCCCUGGAGAGCAGAAUGGAAGAGCACCGGGCUCUCCCACACCCAGCCGCGUCCCCGCUGGGGCAUCUGGUCCUCGGCAAUGCUGAGCCAGAACUGAGGCCGCAGGUCUCCCGGCCGGGACUCCACGCACCAGAGAAUGAAGGGAAACUGCAGCCGAACACACCAGCUCCAGCUCCAGCUCCAGCGCCACUGAAAACCCUGUCCUGAGGCUGCACAAAGGACUCUGUUGGCUCCUGCAGCCACAGAGAAAAAUCUCAAAAUCUGGGUGAGAAUUAACAGCAGCUUCCCGGGUGGAGCUGCCAAAUCUCCACCCGAGCCGUGUUCCAGCCAGCAGAGGAGCGACCCUUGCAAAGGCCACGUGGCGUCAACAUCGGCUGGACGGGGGUAGACCAUCUCCGAGUCUGUUUCGAGUAACUGUCCCACCUUCUCUUCACCUGGACGGCCAGGAAACAGCUAAGUAUUCCUGGGCCUGCACCAAGAGUUCUGUCUUCCAACUUUGUGAAAUGAAAAAGGAGCGGAGGGCCUGCUGGGAAAUGACGUUCCCAAGCUGGACACGCCACUAAUUUCUCUCAGCGUCCUCUUACCUGUGUCUGAGCAGCAUGUGCCGCACGUCCCUGGAACAGAACACAAAGGCCUGGUGGCUGUCCCCAGCGCUCUUCAGAAAACUGCUUGCUCUGGCUAGAAGUGGCACCACUCCUCCUGCGGUGCCCAUAGCUCCAGCGCCAAUUCGGCUAGACACUGGCAUGGCCAGCACUGCCACCUCCAGCCAGCCCUGGGCGGCUGUUCCCGCCUGCCCACCCGCCCGCCUGAGGGCAGGCCUGUGGCCCAAGGUCUGGCUGCGCUGUGGCCUGCGCUGUCACAGCUCCCUCUCAGGUUCCAAGGUCCCCUCACUGCCCGGCCCCCCACCAGAGGCUCCAGGAGCCCCGAGUUGGACAAACAGCCCCCUUGCUCCUGCAGGUGCCCACCCCACUCCCGCUCCCCACCAAGUUCACCAAGACCCCGUCACCAGAGCCUCCGGCACAUUCUGGGUGAGCCACACAGGGCCUGAGGGUGGUUAUGUCUCAAAGGAGAAGCACCCCCACUUCUUGUAGUGCUCACCACACGUGUGGGCUGUCUGGGGGGUCCCAGUGCCGCUGGGACAAAGGGUUCCAGCUGCCCCAUGGUCUGACAUCGUGCAGACUGGCCGGGGGGCAUUCCUCUUAGAGCAGCCCCUGGUGUGGACAGCCAGAGAGCUGCUGGGUUCCAAGGCGGAAGACCUUGCAGAUGUCCUCACUUUCCAAAUGAAGGAGAAGCAACAGUGCCUGGCUCUCAGGUUGGGUGAAGGAAGCAUCCGUGCCAGGAAGAGCUGAGGUGGGGACACACCAGCUCCCCGGGCAUCCGACGCUGCCUCCCAGGAGGGAGCCUCCAACCUGGUCCCUGCCCCACCUCUGGGGGACAUGCCUGGGCCACCAGAGAGAGGCCCGAGACCUUCUCAAGUUCAACAGCCAGCACUGGGGCAGGAGGUCCAGCAGAGGACACCUGCGGGGUCUUCUGUGUCCUGUCGGGGCCGACCUGACACGGGUGCUCUAACGGGAAAGCGCUGGCUUAUUU